Papilio polytes (common Mormon) is the source of this 490-nucleotide messenger RNA. It is a transcript of the gene sra, whose product is annotated as protein sarah. The record is from RefSeq and is a predicted model, not a curated record. The transcript has a single exon. Gene Ontology annotation, molecular function: calcium-dependent protein serine/threonine phosphatase regulator activity; nucleic acid binding. The annotation marks the transcript as partial. Gene Ontology annotation, biological process: calcium-mediated signaling. Gene Ontology annotation, cellular component: cytoplasm; nucleus. NCBI's taxonomy places the organism in Eukaryota, Metazoa, Arthropoda, Insecta, Lepidoptera, Papilionidae.
CAUCGAUUAAAUGUUUUUGAAAAUUUGUGAAUCUGUAUUCAGUGUAAAAAUAUAAGAAAAAUACUGAGAUUUUUCCCAUCUGACUACAAUUAUUUUUCCUGUGAUUAUAGCAUUCUAUGAUUAUAAUAUCCUAAGAAGUUUACUGUAUCUAAUAUAAAUUAAUACCAUGGCUAAUAAAGAAGACGGUGAUAACUUUGAUGAUAUGUACAUAAACCCAGAAGAUGGCAUGCCUAAUAUACACCCCAAUAUAGGAGACUUAGAACAAGAAAGUGAUUUCCAAGAAGAAACAAACGAAUUCGAUGAUUUGCCGAAAUCAGUGAUCGUCACAAAUAUACACACCGAUGUAUUCUCUGACGAAAAACUAAAGAAAGAAUUAGAAGAUCUUUUUCGCAAUUUUUCUGAAAAUAUAACAUUUCAAUGGCUUCGUAGUUUUAAGAGAUUGCGCGUGAACUAUGAUAGCCCGCUAGCGGCGGCGGGAGCACGUCUACAA